CAUUACUGAAACAUCGGAGGUAGUAGUGUUACAUUUGAAUUUUAUUCAAAAAUAUGCCAAAUAUAUGUGAGUAAGCAAAGAAAAUGAUAUCAAUAACACUUCAGAUCUAAUAAUAUCAAUCAUCAUGGCUUUGCGGCCGAUGCCAGAGCUGAGCUCCAUGGAGCCCGAAAACUACAGGAAACACUUCCGGGCUUUAUGUUGGAGUGGCACCAGGAAAUAUGAAAAAAAGCCUCAGAAAAAAAUUGGGAAGAAGGAGAAGCUCCGGAGGAUAAAGGCAGCGAAUACACUCGCCGUUUGUUAUGCUCCGGCGCUGUUGGGAAAUCCGUCUCAAUUUGCUGUUUAUGCAAAUAUUAGAAAAUCCAUCCUUUCACGUUGGAAAUAUCUCAAUGGUCCCCUUACAGAUAUGUCCGAUGACAGUGAUAAUGAUGAGGGAACAUCACACAUACCAAUCCCAAAGUUACCCAAGGUUACCGGAAUAGGCCUGCGUGCGGUAUUUUCAUUAAUAUCCCAUUCAAGAUUUAGUGAUGCACAGUUUUGCGAGCAGGCAUUGAAGGCAUUGCUUGAUGUACUUCAGGGACAUGCACCAGAAGAACUGUGCCAGGAACCAACUGAAAUGAUCGUAAACUUUCACUCAAUGUUGGUGGAGGUAGCCAGCGGCGUGUCCACCGGCGGUAGGCCGGAGUUACCAACCGCACUUACGGCUAUUAGCAGCUCAUGCCUGAUAGGGCUAUCAGUUGCGCGUGGAGAAGCAGAACUCAUCCUAAAUGCAGUCGCUUCCCUAAUCAUGUCCUCAGCAUCAUUGUCGGAGCAAAAUAUACAAAUACCGGCAAACCUUACAAAACUUCAGCGUAGUGUACAAUCAGUAAUACUUGGGUCACCAUCUCGGAAUCAGUGGCUAGGCUACGGCGUGCCCCAUCAGUCUUUGGUCACUAGCUUUCCGGUAGACCUUCCUCAGUCACUGACAGCUGGGCCCGGAGAGCUGGUGGUCCGCUCGUUGGUGUCAGACGGCUGCUAUUUAUACGUGUUUACAUCGAAAGGCUUGUUAAAAAUUGGCUCUGGAUAUGGCAGCUCAAUAAAACAACAUGUUUAUUUGUAUAAGCCAGAUUUCUUUGCCAGUGAUCGACAUGGCUGGCUUGGGUUUUGUAAGAAUAAGCUGUAUCUAAGGAUUGGGAGGAAAAAGACUGAGGUAUAUGAAAUAGAUAAAGAAACAUUUGAAGUGCGCAACAUUGUGCGUCUCGAUCCCGGACAGCCAUCACCCGUUGAGCCGAAGUCAGCCGUGUUCACGGAUGGCAAUCAGCUCGGCCUUAUAACACUUAACAGCUACGACAACUUAACCAUACGUAUGUAUAAUGUGGAUGCCAUCCCGGAUCGUACCGAAGGCUCAGCGACGGUGACACUCACGUCGCGCAAGGAGCUUAACGUCCACCUCUUGAGGAGGCGGACUCUGGUGCUGGGCCGAGCGCCUUUUGAAGACAACAUUUCCAGACGAAUGAUGGAGCUUGAUGUGCCUGUUGCCAUGCAGCUUGACGAUAGUGAUGAUGAUCCCCUCUUGAGCAUCUACGCCGGGCUGGAUUUUGCACUUCUCACAACACACUCGGGGAAGAUUUAUUAUAUGGGUAAGGGCAGCAGUCUCGGAUAUAAAACAGCAGUGCCACAUACUGGUCGUUGGACGUUGAUAAAAGAGACGAUGUUUACGAAAAACGACGCACCCAACACCAAGAAAUCUAAAAUCAUGCAGGUGGCAGUCGGCCACGAGGGCGUACAUGCUGUCCUAGUACUCGAUAACGGUACUGCGUUGUUCACUGGAGUCGCACGCCGCGGCGAAGACGGUGAUUCCACUAAGCACAGAAGAAAUCCUAAACCAACCAGGCCCAAGAAAAUAUUCAAGGCCGAAGGGCAUCAUGUAAUUUACGCGGCUUGCAACUACGGGUCGACUGCUCUUGUGACUCGUCAGGGACUCUUGCUGAUGUUCGGCAAAGACACGCAACAUUGCGACCCCUCUGGGAUGGUGCUCGGCUUGCGACACGAGAGAGUUAUUCAGGUUGCGUUAGGUAAAGCUCACGCGGCAGUGCUCACGAGCUUUGGUCACGUGUACACUUUCGGAAUCAACAACAAGGGCCAGUGCGGUCGCGAGUUUGGAUACACAAAAGAAAAGGGUUUCGUGUCGCGCCGAAGCGAUAAAGAGGACGUGCGUUUGUGUCAGUUGUCGCACACGUGGACUACGGACUAUUGCCGCGUGUGUGUCCUGUGUCGCGAGUGCACUGGCUUCUCGAGCGCCUGCCACUGCAGUAACCUGCCGAAUCGAGUGCCCGGCGAGAAAUGCGGAUGUGGGGAAGGUGACAGCGGUUGUGCCCUGUGUGGCGUUUGCCGUCGGUGCGCGGACGUGUUCGUGGCGGCUGCGCGGCCCGAGCGCGUCACCGACCUGGACGAUGAGGCAGACUCCUCCGCCAAAUGUGAACCAAAAAGUGAUAAAGAGGAGAGCACAAAGUUUCCCCAGUUCGAACUUCCAUCAAUUGGACUGGAGAUGGAUCGAGAUCCUAAUCUCAAGAUGUCUUGCCUGGCGCCUUCCCGUGUGGCCGUGCCCGGCGGACAUCGUGUGGCGGCUCUCGCGUGUGGACUGCACCAUACUGUGCUGCUAACUGAACAUGGUGAAGUGUUAACGUUCGGAUCCAACCAAUAUGGACAGCUUGGUGCGGGUGACAUAUCUGUCCACCACAGACUAGUACGCGUGAGGGUACCGCGGGCGGCCGGCGUCGCCGCCGGCAGUAAUCACACCGCAAUACUCACUAGAGACGGGGAACUGUAUACCUUCGGCAAUUUCCAGAAAGGCUCUCUCGGUCGGCCACGACAAGAAGAGGGCAUGCGGUCUGACAGAGGUCCAAUAUGGUAUGCAACGCCGGGCAGAGUUCCCCGGUUGGGACCCAAAUAUGCCAACAAAGCAGUGUGGAUAUCAGCGUCGGGAGACCAGACCUUUGUACAGGUCUCGCAAUCGCUUAUUAAGACGGACACGUUGUUCAGUUCGACUAUCACAGCUAACAAUAACUGUAUUAUCAUUCUACCGAACCGCCCUGAGCACACGUUCAAAUGUCUUACAAUAAACAAGAACGAUGGGACGUGUAAUGCAUGGACCGGGCCCGAGCAAGUCGACUUCGUCAAUACCCUCGCCUGCCUCGACCCGUUGUACGACGUACUAUGGUGCUACCAGCCCCAGAUGAGAGUCAUAAAAUGCUUCAACAUCCUGGCAUUCGAUUCUCACAAGCUCCAGCGUUGUUGCAACACUGAUCCUGACGGAUUUGGCGAUAAUGACUUCGAAUACCCCAGCUGCGGCAAUAUGAAACGCCUUGAGGACUUCAAAAAUAUGGAGAACUUUGAAAUUAUCAGCAAUAAAGAGGAGAGUUCUGUGGAUAAUAUAGCGUUGACAAAUAAUUCAAUAUUAAACCAGGAGUUAGCGAUACCAUCCACUCCUGGAUGUUCAGUGACACGAAUGCAUGCGGCAUUACAUUUGCUCGGCUGUUUGGACUCUUUGGCAUACGCUCAUGAUGCCAAAAUUACUCACGUUGAGUGUAAAAAGGAAUCGCCGGCACCUCCUAUGGUCCCUUUGAAGGAGGACUUCCUCACAGUAAAUAGAUUUGAAAGUCACGGAGGCGGAUGGGGUUACUCAGGACACUCCGUUGAGGCGAUCCGCUUUAUGUGCGAUACAGACAUCUUGUUAGGCGGGUUUGGUCUGUUUGGUGGUCGUGGGGACUACUCCGCUAGGAUAAAGUUGUUCGACAUCGGCCCUGACGGCGGGGAUUUGGAAGGCGACGGUGAACUUAUAGCUGAGAGUGACGAGGUAGUGUACGAGUGCGCGCCCAGGGAUCGAUUUCCGGUGUUAUUCUCAUCCCCGAUAACACUCGUGGCACAUAAAUGGUACGUCGCUUGGGCAAGCAUUAAUGGACCAUCCUCUGAUUGUGGCUCAUCGGGCCAGGCGAUGGUAAUCAACGAUGAGGUCGGCUUUCAUUUCAAAACAUCCAAGAAAUCCAAUAAUGGAACGGAUGUUAACGCAGGACAAAUACCUUCUCUCUUAUACAAUCUGAUGGGACCUGACCACAAUGUCAUAUUCAAGACAGUAGACCCUGGAGAAACAACUAUUGUUCUUACUAAAAAUAUAUCGAGGAAAGUGACAGUACCCUGCUUUAAGUCACUGAUUACAUUACUGCAGUGGAGUUGGGAGAAAUUCAAGGAAAUUUUAUUGGAGACCAACGGUUUGGUACCAAUCAAUUACCAGAAACUAACCUUGAUGAAACAUCAGAAGAGGCUGGUUUAUGUGAUAAGGGCUUGUUUGAGGCUCAUUAAGUCGUACAUAAACGAGAUAUACCCUCAGAAUAACAGGAAGAGGAAUUCUCACGAGUAUAUGUCGUACUUUGAGGCGAUUGGGGAAGUGAGGAAUUUGAUACAGGGCAUUAUGUCGGACGUGACACCGUCUUGUUCCAUGCUGCCGAAGAAGCCCGGCAAGACGAAGGCGCACAGGGUGUGCUACGUACAGUUUGCGCUUGAGAUGACUUUUGCCAUAUUGCAGGAGGCACAUGACACUAUCACGGCGUGUUUUCAUGCGUUUUUCCCGACGCCGACCCUUAAAUGGAACCAUCUUUGUUCAAUGCUGUUCCAUGUGAAGGAUGGUAUGGUGCCGCGGUCACAAAUCCGCGAAUUGACGUCCACGUGCGCGGCUAUGUGCUCGUCGCGCAGCCUGCGGGACGUUCUGCAAUACAUUGUGCCAGUCACACAAAACGCGAUCAAUGUAAACGAGAACAAACGACAAGACAGCAAGAUAAUCAUAAUUAAGGAAGUACCAUCCAAGUCGGCGACAGUGCCCCGGGCAUCGCACUCACAAAAACCACCUCCGGUACCGCCUCGCUCAAAUAACAAGGAAACCCAGAAGGCGUCAGAUUCAGAUUUGAAAACUCACCACGAUGAUUGGAAUCUCUUAGACGUGGUGCCGAAACUGUUGGACAUAGUGAUGGUCCCGAUAAAGAAACAAAUGAUGACGCGCCAGUGCGGCCAGCCGCACGACCACGGGGAGAUCCGACAGCACGAGCAGCUCGCCGAGUUCUGCUGCAAGCUCAGUGCGAGGAUCGUCGGCGAGAUGGCACGCAGCGCCACCAGUGUUAAGCAAGAAGAUCCGGAGGGUGGCGCAGUGAAACAUUUGGUGACCCCGUCUCGAUUCAUGCGCAUGAACCAGUCGCGUGUGUGGAAUACGGGCAGCGGCAGUCCGGACGCAAUCUGCUUCACGGUGGAUCGGCCCGGCAUCAUGCUGGUCGGCGUCUGUGUGUACGGCGGGGUCGGCAACUACGAGUACUCAAUCGAGCUGCUACAUGAUGUGCGACAGCAACUGCGGGCCACGGUAGACGAGCCAAACCCGGCGCACUGCUGGGUCAGCAUCGAGGUGGCGCACGGCACCUUCAGCUCCGCGGACUGUACGCAUGACGUUGCGCAACUUAAAUUCGAUCGCCCACUACCUCUGAAGGAGGACCUACGCUAUGCUAUUAGGUUUUGCAACCAUGGCAGUCGCACUUCGAAUGGUGACUGCGGACUGCCCUCGGUGAAGGGUCCUGAUGGAACUACAUUUCGGUUUGCGUCAUGCUCUCUCAGCUUCAACGGCACCACAUUGGCGAGAGGGCAGAUACCAUGUCUCAUCUACUAUGGUACAACAAAAUUAACUACGCAUGUGUCGGAGAACACGGACACAUUGAUAACGUCGCUCCGAGCGAUCACUAUGCGCGUCGCAUCCAUCGUGAUAGAGCGCAGUGCGGAGCUGUUCUGUACGCUGCGCAACGAACUCACCGCCGAGGAUUUGAGGAGGAAUGCCUCGGUGCUGCAGCAGUCGCCCGCCAUCAACACGCUCAUACCCUACACACUCGCCAAUCUGGAGGGGCUGGAUGAUUCCAAGAGUGUGGUGAAGCUGCUAGAGCUGAUCCACAAGCUGCUGCCCCACGUAGCGGCGAUGAACCUGUUGGUGCCUAUCACGGAUGAGAUGAACGUCACCAGCGCCAGGUACUACACGUGGGUGGAGAGCGAUCACCCCUAUAAGCAGGCAGCUGUCACCAACAUGAGGGUACUUUUCCCUUCCACCGUGUCGUGGGUAGUUUUGGAAAUGGAUCCUCGAAGCAUCACGGCCCAGCCGGAGGAUACACUUACGGUAUACGCCGUAGCAGGUUCGCCUAAACAUCAAUGUCAUUGUUCAAACGACGUGCGACUACCCGACCCACCGUUCCGUAAGGUAACAGACCGUUACAUUCAACUGACGAGCGACGUGGAGGUGGAGGACUUUGGUGAAGAGCCCGACCCGGAGGCGCUGUGCAUGCAGUACAACUGCGUGUACGUCAGUGUCACGCCUAAACUAGCUAAUGUGCCGUCGGAGUGGCCACAGAAAGCACUGUUGGUUCCUGGAAAUGAAGUUAUAUUCUCGUUGGAGACUGCCAGCGAUUAUCUAAACGAAUACAGUAAGAAUAAUGGCGAUGAUAACCGCUAUGGAUUCCGCUGCCUGUGUGUGGGCUACGAAGACGAGCCGCUCACAACGCAGCGGCAGGGACUCGCGGUGCUCGAAAUGGAGUUGGUGUAUGCGGGCGCCGCUUGUGCAUCCCGGCUCCUAUCGCCGGACCUUGACAUACCACCACUCACCUACUCGACAAUAGUGGAGGCGCAAAUAAACGCGAUCAUCGGCAGCAGCCCGACGAACACCGACAGCGACUCGAAGGAUGCGCGCGAGGCGUUGCUCUUGUCGCGAGGACUCGAGCUCUCCUCGCCGCCUACCAUACACCAGAUCCUAGAGGGACAGCAAUUGCUGCGGUGAGUACUCGCGUACUUUAGGACUCUACAAUGCAUAUGCGGGAUGCCCUGUUUUUGCAGUUUGCGGAUGAUUCUCUUGACUUUUGGUGUUUACAAUAAACGCACUACUCAGCUGCGUUACUCGUCAAGUCACUGAGUGCUUCGUGGAGAGAAUCUGAAUGGAUCAGAUUAUUGUCUUUUCGUCGAUCGCUGGCAGCAAAUUUAUUUAACGGCAGUGAGAUCCAAUUUUCAGUUCUCUUAUGAAAAACGUCUAUUAUUAAUUGCACGAUUAAACGCAAUGAUAUAUUAAUUAUUUUGUAUCAAAAAUUAAGAUCGAGCUAGUCUGUGUAGUCAGAAACUCAUAAUUUUUAUUUUCUUUUAUAAUCCAAUAAGGCACAGCAGACUCAGAAGAUAAAUUACGUUACAUGCUUUAUUUUAUAUAUUUAAUUAUUUUACAUUUACGUAAGUUAAAUGGUGUUACAGAAUGAGGGUAUCAAUAACAAGGGUAA
This is a messenger RNA of Manduca sexta (tobacco hornworm), 7313 nucleotides long. Its product is annotated as E3 ubiquitin-protein ligase highwire-like. Gene Ontology annotation, cellular component: nucleus. Bases 125 to 6829 code for a protein of 2234 amino acids. The record is from RefSeq and is a predicted model, not a curated record. The transcript is spliced from 34 exons. NCBI's taxonomy places the organism in Eukaryota, Metazoa, Arthropoda, Insecta, Lepidoptera, Sphingidae.